AUGAAAGAAGAUGUGCAGAGUAUAAACUUGUUGCUGGCAAUUACAGAGAUCAAAUAUGGUUUUGUGAAAGCUUUUGAGAGUGCUCAUGAGGUUUCAAAGAUUCUUAAGGCCAAUAUGUUGCAAUACCACACUCAUUAUACAGAUAACAUUGGAGUUGUUAAAUUGGUUGUAGCCACAUUAGAUGGACCUUUACCCACAGCCACAUUAGAUGGACCUACAACUCCCGUCGGAGCUCUGAGUAGCACUUUAGCUAAACUCCAAGCAAGUCCCAAAUUUCGUAAGCUUCGUGAAGCUGGAAAGAGCAUCACGAAGCACAUUGGACCUCAAGCCCAUGAAGUUACAACGAAGGUGGAUGAGUAUGUGAGGGGAAUGAUUAGUGUUAGAGGGUCGAGAUUGUUUAAGGAGCACAGGUUAUAA
Lactuca saligna is the source of this 417-nucleotide messenger RNA. The record is from the annotation of a GenBank genome assembly. Lineage: Eukaryota; Viridiplantae; Streptophyta; Magnoliopsida; Asterales; Asteraceae.